UUGAUGGUCAUAGAAAAUAUUUAGAGAACGGGAGAAAGAUAGAGUCAGAGAAGGAAGAGAAAACAGACUGCCUGUGGUGUGUGUGAGUUGUGAUAUCAAUUUCGACUCUAUACUUAGCUCUUUCAUUUUCUUUGCUUUACAUUAAUAAGAAUCUCUAUACCCUUAUCCGUUUCAGCUUCAAAAACCAUUAUCAGCUAUAUAUAUAUAUAUAUAGAGAGAGAGAGAGAUAGAGAGAAAGAGAAAGAGAAAGAGAAAGAGAGGGAGUUUAGUGGGUCUCGGUUUGAUUUUGGAUUCUUGAAAAUGGAGACUCCACCAGCGGAGGAGCUGCUGAGGAAGAUCCAGGAGCUGGAAGCAGGGCAAGCACACCUAAGUCAGGAGAUGUCUAAGCUUAAGCUCACAAGCGAUCCAAAAUCGGAGCAGUUCUUACCGCACCGCCAGCAGCAGCCGCACCAGCGCUCUCAUUCCAUAUCGCCGCAGAGAACAGGGCCUAGGAGAAGGAGCGUCUCCGGGGCGGGGACGGGUUUCGAGGCUGUUGGAGCUCGGAAGAAAGGUUCAACAACUAUUAGGCAUUCGUCGCCGUUACGGAGAGAAAGCCGGAGUAUGAGUGGUACUGGUAAUACUAAUGCCGCUAAAGAUGAAGCAAACUGCGGACCGUCGGCUAUCAGGUUUACCGAUAAGCAAUAUUUGAAUAUAUUGCAGUGUAUGGGGCAGUCUGUUCAUAUUUUUGAUCUUAGUGGCCGUAUCAUCUAUUGGAACCGAACGGCUGAAAUCCUUUAUGGCUAUUCUGCGGCAGAGGCUCUUGGGCAGGAUGCCAUUGAGCUACUUGUAGAUCCUCGGGAUUUUCCGUUGGCAAAUAAUGUAGUGCAUCGCGUCACCAUGGGGGAGAGCUGGACAGGGCCGUAUCCAGUCAAGAACAAGAUGGGAGAGAGGUUUACAGCUGUUGCAACCAGUACUCCAUUCUUCGAUGAUGAUGGUACUUUGGUUGGGAUUAUCUGUGUAUCAAAUGAUUCAAGGCCGUUUCAAGAAAUGAGGGUUACAAUGGUUGAUUCAAAGAAUUCAGAAGCAGAUUCAAGCUUUAGUCGGCCUAGAAGUGUGCUCACAACAAAACUUGGUUUUGAUUCUCAACAGCCUCUCCAAGCAGCACUGGCAUCUAAGUUAUCAAAUUUGGCAUCCAAGGUGAGCAACAAGGUGAAGUCAAAAAUGCGGACGGGAGAUAACAUCCUGGAUCGUGAAGGUGGUAGUGGCGAUAGUCAUAAAUCUGACCAUGGGGAGGACGCAAACUCCAGUGGAGCUAGUACACCUAGAGGAGAUCUGCGUCCAUCUCAUUUUGGUACAUUUUCUCAUGUUGAGGACAGGUCCCCAACCAAACCCUCCGGAGAUUCUGGUGAUGAGAGUGAAGGAAAACCUGCAAUUCAUAAGCUUUUAUCUUCAAAAGCUGAGGCUUGGAUGGGCAAGAAAGGAUUAUCAUGGCCCUGGAGAGGGAAUGAAAGGGAAGGCUCAGAUACAAGGACCACCCGCUUUAUGUGGCCCUGGUUGCAAAAUGAUCAAGAGAGUGAAACAGUUCAUCUAAGGAGUCCUGCUUUAGCUGCAAAACCCGAAAGUCAGGCAAAUGAAAGUAAUCGAACUACCAAUAAUGAGGCCUCUGGGUCCUGGUCCUCGGUUAAUGUUAACAGCACUAGUAGUGCAAGCAGCUGUGGAAGUACCAGCAGUAGUGCUAUUAAUAAGGUGGACAUGGACACUGACUGCUUGGAUUAUGAGAUUUUGUGGGAAGACCUGAUAAUUGGAGAACAAAUUGGGCAAGGUUCUUGUGGGACUGUAUAUCAUGCCCUGUGGUAUGGAUCAGAUGUUGCUGUCAAGGUAUUUUCCAAGCAAGAAUAUUCAGAAGAUGUUAUACUAUCCUUUAGACAAGAGGUCUCUCUUAUGAAAAGACUUCGCCAUCCAAAUGUAUUGCUUUUCAUGGGUGCUGUCACCUCACCUCAACGUCUCUGCAUUGUCACAGAGUUCCUUCCACGUGGAAGUUUGUUUCGCUUGCUCCAGAGGAACACAACCAAACUGGAUUGGAGGCGGCGUGUCCAUAUGGCAUUAGAUAUAACACGGGGUAUGAAUUAUCUUCAUCAUUGCAAUCCACCUAUCAUUCAUCGUGAUUUGAAGUCUUCAAACCUUCUGGUCGAUAGGAACUGGACCGUUAAGGUUGGUGAUUUUGGCCUAUCACGUCUAAAGCAUGAAACUUACCUGACAACGAAGACUGGAAAGGGAACGCCCCAAUGGAUGGCUCCAGAAGUUCUACGUAAUGAACCCUCAGAUGAAAAGUCCGAUGUAUACAGCUUUGGAGUAGUAAUGUGGGAACUUGCAACUGAGAAGAUCCCUUGGGAUAAUCUCAACUCAAUGCAGUUAAUACUUACAGGUGAUUGGAGCUGUAGGGUUCAUGAACCAAAGGUUAGAGAUACCCAAAGACGUGGAUCCACAGUGGGCUUCUAUUAUUGAGAGCUGCUGGCACAGUGAUCCUCAGCGCCGUCCAACAUUCCAGGAACUGCUGGAAAAGCUUAGAGAUAUGCAAAGAAAAUACACUAUUCAAUUCCAGGCAGCCCGUUCUGCAGCUGGAGAUAACACACAAAAGGAAUUAUAGACCACAUUUCUUUUGCUACUGAUUUUGUUUCGUUGACACGGCCACAGAAAGCAACAUUUUUUUGACGGCUAUCCUGGGAAGAAAACGGUUACCACAAAUUGCCCCUCCAGGUUUGUGGCAGUGCGUAUAAAGCCUCGCAACAAGCAGACAAGGAAAGGGAGAAAGAUAACGAGCUACUAGUUGGAAAACGUGUGAGCUGCCAAAUGUUGAUGGUGAUUGGUUAACUUUGUUGUUUGUUUAUUUACGGACAUCACUAAAAUCUUCAAAAUCCAUCACCAAUGGUGCGUUGUGAUUGGAGCUAUGCUAACCAGUGGUGAUUUUGUGAGAGAUGCUCAGGACCACUUAGAAAUUUGUACAGGAAACACAGUUUUCAAUUCAUAAAAUAGAGUGAGAUUAAAUAUCUUGUUUUAUUCGUA
This is a messenger RNA of Manihot esculenta (cassava), 3042 nucleotides long. Its product is annotated as raf homolog serine/threonine-protein kinase Raf. The record is from RefSeq and is a predicted model, not a curated record. NCBI's taxonomy places the organism in Eukaryota, Viridiplantae, Streptophyta, Magnoliopsida, Malpighiales, Euphorbiaceae. The coding region runs from base 301 to 2484 and encodes 727 amino acids. Gene Ontology annotation, biological process: protein phosphorylation. Gene Ontology annotation, molecular function: ATP binding; protein kinase activity. The transcript has 13 exons.